AUGGCAUUCAUUACAGAAGCCAAUCUGCAGUACUUAGCUCAACACAAAUACCAAACCACUGGCUACUCAAAAUUAGAUAACAUUCUUAAUCACUUUUGGUUAUGGGUCGUUUCUCUCUUUCCAAAUUGGCUUGCUCCUAACCUAAUCACUCUAAUUGGGCUAAUCUGCAUGGCAGGGUCAUAUCUUAUCAUGGUACCAUACGAUACAACAUUUACCAAGCCGAUACCAUCCUGAAUUGUAUUGCUGUCAGCUUUUCUUCAGUUUAUGUAUCAAACACUUGAUGCAUGUGAUGGAAAACAAGCCCGAAAAAUUGGUCACAGUUCCCCUCUCGGAAUGUUAAGCUUUUUAAACAUCUUGAUAAUAUUUUUAUAAUACAUAAUUAUUUGGCUUAUUCAACUAUUAGAAGUAUAUUAGACCAUGGCUGCGAUUCAUUGUCAUCAGGCCUCUUAGCAUUAGAUAUACUACAAGGACUAAGCUUAGGCAUUAAAACAGACACCAUACUGAUGUUCUGUGGAGUAUUAGGCGUCUUUUAUAUGGCAACAUGGGAAGAAUAUCACACUCACUACUGCCGAACCCAAAUAGGAAGCUGGGGAGUUUCAGAGUGCCAAUUCACCGUAAUUACAAUUUUUAUUGUCCAGGCAAUUUUUGGAAACAGCAUCUGGCAUACACAAAUAAUUUAUGGAUUUACAUUAGAAUUCGUUUUGAUUUAUGGAAACUUAUCAGUUGCAGUACUUAUGUCAACGAUUAUGAUGUAUAGCGUCUUCACGACAACAAAAGACAAACUAGGGGCCUUUUUAAGACUUCUACCACUUAUAGAGAUGACUAUAAGUUUAAUUUUGUGGCAAACUCACCCAAUGACCCCGAGCUAUGGUUGGCUUGUGUUUUUGACCCACAGCGUGAUUUUUUCAGCGAUUUGUUCAAGAGUCAUCAUAUGUAGCGUGGCGAGAAUGACUUUUGACUGGUUUGAUCUUUGCGCAUUUUUAGAGCUUUUAUUGCUUAUUGAAAAUCAUUAUAUCAAAGUUUUGCCAGUAGCUACUUCGGUUUUUGCAUUCAGCGCAUUUGUCCUUGCGAAUUAUUCAAUUUUUGUAAUUGGAGUUGUAAACCAAAUUUCAAAUUACUUGCUCCAACUCUUUUAUAUUGAAAUAGCAAAUUAUUUGAUUUUAAAGGGUUAAAUUUUUUUUAAAAAAAACUUAAUUUAUCGAAUUUGGACCCUAUUUCGCUCCUUAUUAAAAAAAGAACAAGCUAUAGGCAAAUUUCGAUUGUGGCGAUAUCAGUUUGGUGGAUACCAAAGCAAAUUAAUUUCAUGACCGAAAUGCAUAAGGAGAUGGAGCAGAGUGAUAUUGAAGAGCUUGAAGAAUUGUGGGGAAAGGCCAGACUUGAAGGUCUUAUGGCCAUAAAUUAAUUAAUUAUUAAAGCAAAUUAGCCCAAAAAAUAGAAAUGCUACAGAUAUUUGUAUAUUUAAAGGAAGAGUUAGGAAUUUCCGUGUUUCGCGUAAAACUCAAGCAAUAA
Messenger RNA from Blepharisma stoltei, 1509 nucleotides. Lineage: Eukaryota; Ciliophora; Heterotrichea; Heterotrichida; Blepharismidae. The record is from the annotation of a GenBank genome assembly.